Molecule: messenger RNA, 2021 nt
Organism: Misgurnus anguillicaudatus (oriental weatherfish)
Lineage: Eukaryota; Metazoa; Chordata; Actinopteri; Cypriniformes; Cobitidae
Source: RefSeq, a predicted model, not a curated record
GAAGUCACCGUAAAAAUGGGCGGAACUUUCGAGCUGUGUCGAGCCCAACACAGACAAAUCAAAUCAAAUCCGCCAGGAACGCUGAAUGCUAUGGACCUUUACCAAACUUUCCAGCGGAUAAAACCGAUUUAUUUGGAAACACUGCAGAUUUACCAUGUUGUUUCAGCCGCGUUUCUUCUGUAUAUUUUAUCCAUAGUUGUUCAGUUAAUUCUUAAAAGGAGGAGAGGACAGCGCAUACUGGAGCAUUUUCCAGGACCACCUGCACACUGGCUCUUAGGACACGUUAAAGAGUUUCACCAGGAUGGAAGGGAUUUGGAGAAGAUCGUCCAGUGGGGCAAACAGUACCCCAUUGCUUUUCAGCUGUGGUUUGGUCCCUCUGUCUCUUUUUUGAACAUUCAUCACCCAUCGUAUGCAAAGACUAUUCUCUCUUCAACAGAACCCAAAGAUGAUGUUGCCUAUACAUUUCUUAUCCCUUGGAUCGGUGAGGGUUUACUUGUGUCUUCUGAACAGAAAUGGUUUCGGCAUAGAAGACUCCUCACACCUGGUUUCCAUUAUGAUGUUUUGAAGCCUUAUGUGAAACUUAUUGCUGAUUCCACCAAAAUUAUGCUUGAUAAGUGGGAAGUUCAUGCUAAAACAGAAGAGUCAUUCGAACUGUUUCAGCAUGUCAGUCUUAUGACGCUGGACAGCAUCAUGAAAUGUGCAUUUAGCUAUAACAGUAACUGUCAGACCGAGAGUGGAACCAACCCGUACAUACAGGCAGUCUAUGAUCUCUGUCACCUGGUGAACGUCAGGUUCCGAACCUUUCCAUAUCACAUCAAGCCUAUAUUUCAUCUUAGUCCACACGGAUACAAAUUCAGGAAGGCUUGCAAUACGGCACACAGACACACAGAGGAAGUUAUCAGGAAGAGGAAGGAAGUCUUGAAGAUUGAGAGGGAACAGGGCAUCGUGAAAAACAAACGAUAUAUGGACUUUCUGGAUAUUCUUCUCUCUGCCCGAGAUGAGCAUCAGCAGGGUUUAUCAGACGAGGACAUCAGGGCUGAGGUGGACACAUUCAUGUUUGAAGGCCAUGACACCACAGCCAGCGGCAUAUCUUGGAUCUUGUACAGCUUGGCUUGUAACCCUGAGCACCAGCAGAAAUGCAGGGAGGAGAUCCUGCAGGUCCUGAAGGGAAAAGACACCAUGGAGUGGGAGGACCUCAGUAAAAUUCCAUAUACCACAAUGUGUAUUAAAGAAUCCCUGCGGUUUUACCCUCCAGUGCCAGGAGUGUCACGAAAGUUAACUAAAUCCAUGACUUUCUUUGAUGGUCGGACUGUGCCUGAAGGUUGUCUCGUUGGAGUCAGUGUUUAUGGGAUUCACAUGAAUGACACGGUUUGGGAGAAACCACAUGUGUAUGACCCAUUGAGAUUUCUGCCUGAGAACUCUGCUAAGAGGUCACCCCAUGCCUUUGUGCCUUUCUCUGCUGGACCAAGAAACUGCAUUGGACAGAACUUUGCCAUGAAUGAAAUGAAAAUAGCAGUGGCUCUAACACUGAAGAGAUAUCACCUCAUAAAAGACCCAAAUCACAGCCCAAAGAUGAUCCCUCAGUUAGUGCUUAAAUCAAUCAAUGGGAUUUACCUGAAGAUCAAACCUGUAGAAACAGAGUCAUAGAAAACUAACACUGCUAUAAAUAUACACCUUUAAAACAGUAGAUUUUUAAUUUUACAAACUAAACUCAAUCACCACACAAUGUGUUUUUAUUUUUAUGUUAAAAUUCUGACUGUUCAGACAUUCCUCUAAUGAAUUAUGCCGACUGAUUGGAUCGGUUUUCUUUAAAUGUGCAUAAUUUUAUCCCCCAAGAUACAUAAAAAAUGUGUGUGUGUGCGUACGUUUUUAAAAGUUAAUUUUAUUUCAAUUCAAAACGAAAUUCUCACAGCAAUAUUUCAGCACAUGCAGUGCUAAACUAAAUUGUGGAUGGUUAGUGAAUAAGACACAGAUGUUAGAUUUAGGCUAUAUGAUGCACUGAAAAAAACGAUUCAUUGAAU